UAUAAUUUUGCCUUCUCGGCUCCUUCCUGGGCAAAGAAGCCAUCGUCACUCAUUCCUCUCCCCAGUAUGGCACCAUUGAUGGAGGAAUGGCUGGCUAAGAAGUGCCAGAUCUAGGCCCCUAUGCUUCUCGUCGUGUCCCUGGAUUCCUCCCUCUGAAUUCCAUUAUAAACCCGGCGCCGAAUUCAUUAGUAAUUAGGUAAGACAUGCAGACUGCGCAAGCUUGGUUCACCGGAGGCCCGAGCAGUAGCGAACAGCAGAAAACCUCAUCUUCCCUUCUCUCCGAAUGGAAUUCUUAUGCUGCUUCGAGAUCGGUGGAAGAUGGCGGAUCUUCUGCCCUCGGAUUCGAUCUUGAGGCCGCCGUUAGGACCGCCAACGAUAAGGUCUCCGGGACAUUCAACGUGGUCUCAAAAAGUGUGAGGGAAAUACCUGGAAGCUUCCAGACUGCUACAAGUAGUGUUCCUUCUGGCAAGGCUCUCAUGUACUUUGGACUGCUUCUCGCUAGUGGAGUGUUCUUCAUCUUCAUAGCAUUCACCAUGUUCCUUCCAGUUAUGGUUCUAAUGCCUCAGAAAUUUGCAAUCUGUUUUACUCUUGGCUGUUGCUUCAUUAUUGGAUCCUUUUUUGCUCUUAAAGGUCCAAAGAAUCAACUGAUACACAUGUUUUCAAGAGAGAGGCUUCCUUUCACAUUGGGUUUUAUAGCCAGUAUGGUUGGAACAAUUUAUGUAUCCAUGGUGCAGCACAGUUACCUGCUUUCUGUUUUCUUUUCUGUGAUUCAGGUUCUGGCACUCGCCUAUUAUGCAAUAUCAUACUUUCCUGGAGGUUCUGCUGGUAUGAAGUUUCUGUCUUCAACGCUUUUGUCAUCCAUUCUGAAGUGCUUUGGGAGAUGAUGUAGAAGCAUUUAAUUAUUAUGAAUUCAAUCCAAUGGAUUUUCCCAGAUUUUAAUCAUCUUGAUGAGCUAUUCCUUCUAAUAGAAUGCAUUCAUUCUCUAAUUCUAAGUCCCUUCAAACCUAGUAUCUGCCCUUACCUAGUUAUGAAAAAAUUUUAAAGCGAGCAAUUUCUGUAAGGCAAAUUAGCAUAAUAUUUCUGCAUGUAAAAAAAUUGACAGCAGAUGUUCCAUGGAACUUGCAUUUGGUGAUGGCAAUGCUGAGUGUCCUUUAAUUGUGUUUUUAGUUCA
This is a messenger RNA of Dendrobium catenatum, 1171 nucleotides long. Its product is annotated as protein transport protein SFT2. NCBI's taxonomy places the organism in Eukaryota, Viridiplantae, Streptophyta, Magnoliopsida, Asparagales, Orchidaceae. The coding region runs from base 204 to 884 and encodes 226 amino acids. The transcript has 4 exons. Gene Ontology annotation, biological process: vesicle-mediated transport. The record is from RefSeq and is a predicted model, not a curated record. Gene Ontology annotation, cellular component: membrane.